AUGGCGCCUGCCCGUUGUGCACAAGUCCCAGGUACGACCUUUUACCCUGCUGUGCCUCUCUCCAGUUCUCCGGAUCGUGGCUUCCGCCCUGUACUUAAACCUCGGAGCACACUUGGGUUCUUGUUGCUUGUGAAGCCGACUUACGACUGCAACCACACUCCUGAAAGCCUGCAUAUCCUCCUGCCUCGAACCUCAAUCGCAAGCCACCGACAGGUCCUAUACACCAACAUCAUGCAAGCAAGAUACGUCAUCGCAGGUGUAGGCGUAGUUGGUGCAGGUGCCAUCGUCCUCACCGCUCUCGGUAAUCAGUCCUCAGACCGCCAAUACAAAAAGACCCUGGCAUAUAUGCACGAUGGUCGGGACAAGAUCGCUAAGAAGAUGACUGAAGCGGAAGCUGCUGUCAGUGGUGCAGUCACAGGCAAGAAAUGA
Molecule: messenger RNA, 429 nt
Organism: Lithohypha guttulata
Lineage: Eukaryota; Fungi; Ascomycota; Eurotiomycetes; Chaetothyriales; Trichomeriaceae
Exons: 2
Coding region: 1-429 (142 amino acids)
Source: RefSeq, a predicted model, not a curated record